Molecule: messenger RNA, 1675 nt
Organism: Dreissena polymorpha
Lineage: Eukaryota; Metazoa; Mollusca; Bivalvia; Myida; Dreissenidae
Exons: 5
Coding region: 122-622 (166 amino acids)
Biological process (GO): regulation of cell cycle
Cellular component (GO): cytoplasm; nucleus
Source: RefSeq, a predicted model, not a curated record
GAUACUACGUAGGUUUAUCGUUCGAUUUAACCAGAGCUGACGAUUGGGCGUUACUUCGUCCAAAAGAAAUAAUGUGCAAAUAAACACACAAUAACAAACAUUAUAGUUACAGUAAUCUACAAUGACAUUACCGGAUAUUGCGAACAAACUUGCAAUGGAUAAUUCAAUGCUGUCUGCGGGGGAGAUCUGGACGGCGGUGCGGCACGCCAUGAUGCGCGCGUACACGGACGGGCGACUGACCUGCGGGGUAGUGGACUGUGCCAGUCAGCUGCAAAUGGAGCCUGAAAACGUGAUGCUAUGCAUCCUGCCUGAAAGCGCCGUCUCGAACGUGUCCAUCCGGAUUCAGCACACACUCAUGGAGGCCUACUGCCGCGAGAACGGCAUUCCUGUCGUUAAGGUCGAAACCAAAACGGCCAUUAGCGAAAUGCUAAAAGAGGUCAAGGCCGCUGGGAAGGGCAACAAUGCGCAUGCGCGACUGGAGCGGAAGACGAGCAACCCACGUGACUUUAACUGCUUCCUCGUCAAGAUCCCGGAUGCAGUAUCGUCUGAAGAGAAAAAACUGCAGAAAUAUUGCGAAUCUUGUGCGAACAACAACGAAAUCUACGUUGAGAUCCCGAGUUGAAAAAUUGACAACAAAUCAUCUUUAACCCUUCAAGAAACCGCGUUUUCUUGUUUUAUCACCGUCUGCGGUGUUGGCGUCAACGCACAAUGGAGCCGCAUUCAGCGCAGACGACGAUUUGGGUGCGAGCAUCAUGUGCUAGGGCAGACGCAAUUGUCCGCCUUUAUCCAGACGAGAGUGGCCACCAGUAGUUGUGACCAGUCUGUCAUCGCUGAGAAAAAUACUGUGAAAGUAUUGUAUUAAAAAUGAGGAAACAUAAUUUCUUAGAUGCCGGAAGCGAUAGAACAUCUCGGAUACCAGCUACAGAUAUUGAUUUGUGAUAGUGAAGCCACUGUUAAUAUGAUGUAUGUUGAUUUUCCAUUGCCUUUAUUAUUGUUUAUUAUCAUUGACUAUUGCGCUUAAAACUUUUUCUAUAAAACUAUUUUAUGUUGACCAUGUUUAAAACGCUCCGUCUGAACGGAACGGGAGGCGGAAAACUACAACGGGCGAGGCAUGGUCAGGGGCGAUAACCCCAAAAAAGGGUUAGGGUAAGGGUUAGGAUUAGGGGUCUGGUUAGGGUUAGGGUUGGGUUUAGGCUAACCCAAACCCUAACCCGACCCCUAACACUAACCCAAACCCUAACCCUAACCCUCUAACCCCCCCCUUGCGCAAUACCAUACCGUGCCUCGCCCGUUGUAGUUUUUCGCCUCCCGAACGGAACAUGAUAUUUAUUUUGAUGAACUCUAUAUGUAUCACCAGUUUUUACACUGAGAAAGUAUAUACCAAAACGGUAUUAUUUCCUUUAAUUAUUCUUGAGUUUACUUAUCCUUUUUCGUGUGUUAUGUAAAAUGUCCAAUAAACCAUUUCAUGAAAUUUCAGCAAAGUUUCAAUUGUGGUCAUGACUUGUCGUGUUUGUUUUUUUUAAAUAAAUUAAUUAAAGACAGCUUUCACUGACGCGUUUCAGUUCAUGAGGGAUCACGUUUUUCGUUAUGCAUGUAUUUUGUUUUUACUUUUUAAACAUGUUUUUUGACUUGCAUCGUGACUUUUUUAGAUCUCAAUAAAAUCAUAUGAAGAUUU